Molecule: messenger RNA, 4464 nt
Organism: Mya arenaria
Lineage: Eukaryota; Metazoa; Mollusca; Bivalvia; Myida; Myidae
Product: protein inturned-like
Exons: 18
Coding region: 529-3435 (968 amino acids)
Biological process (GO): vesicle-mediated transport; cilium assembly; nervous system development
Cellular component (GO): cytoplasm; cilium
Molecular function (GO): protein binding
Source: RefSeq, a predicted model, not a curated record
AAGACUAACACUGCGCGGAUUGGAGUGUAUUCUGUAAUGUUUGUGGAUCAAAGAGAAUAAGAAAGUAAAAGUGUUAGUAUCAAACAGACGCGAACAUACGGUUUAAAAGGGAAAAUAACACUACUGCUAAUUGGAAAUUGACUAACAGACGAAGAUUUCACACAGAGGACAUACAGUUUCUGGACAGGAGCGUGUUUUGAAGUUUGAUAAAUUGUCUAUUGUAUUGCCGAAGAUUUCAUACAACGAAAGUGAACAACUUGAAAACUUGUGAUAAAUAGGGUCGAUCACUUUAUUAGAAAUUGUUCUAUGGUUUGGAUUUAAUAAAUGAGAUUAAGGAUUUUAAAAGAUUUUUAAAAAUCGCCUUAUCGCGGCGAUCAAGUGAACGGGGACACAAGGUUUAACGCAUUGUUAAAAAAAUGAUGAUGCCAGGAUGAAUUUCGGAACAUUAAUUUGACAAGUUUAAUUUCGGGUUCCGAGGAUCAAGUGGUUCAGUGGAAUGUGUGAUAUUCGGGUUCUGGAAGUUCAGUCAUGUUCGGAUUACGAGUACCGCUGGUGCACAGCCUCGGCUCCGCGGAUUUCGACGGGGUUCAUACCAUUCUAAAUCACAGUUGCUUAAAAGAGCCUUCCUUGUGGUUGUCAAAGGUAAACCAAAACGGUGAAAUAUUUGAACUGCAGCUGGAACAGGAGGCAAAUUCUUCAACACUGAUAGGCUUGGCCAGUGUGCAAAAAGACUGUUUGUGUUCAUGUAGUGACUGUGCCACAGAUGACACUGGUUAUGGUACAGAUACAGAUUUGUAUUCAAGUUUACGGAAAAAUGACUUCAGAACAAAAGACCCUUUGAAUGAUUUUAAUGAUGUAGAUGAUAUUUUAAACAGUAGUUUUGCUAGUUGCUUUGAUGACAAAACCUCACAGGACUUUCAGAGAGUUGAAGGAGACAUUGACAGCCUUUUCCAGUCACAAAUUGAUUAUCCAUCUGUCAGUCACAGUGAAGAUAUUACAGUACCAGACCUUUCAGAAGAUUUUACACUCAACAUAGAUAACUUCUUUAAAACUGACAGCUUUGACAAAAUGUACACAGACGUUUCUGUGAAGAACAAAUCUGAACAAACAAAAGAAAAACACAAUACAUUUCUAGAAUUGUCUUCACUGUCUCAGAAUAUGUCAGAUUCCAAGAAAUGUGAAUGUGAAAAAAGAAAUUCUACAUCAAAGCAUAAUGUAGAAAUAACUGUCAAGUUAAAACCUAAAAUAUUACCAGAGGAUAAGCUUUCAACAGUUGAGUUAUGUGAGUUUAUACUUGGAAUAGUUCCUGGACAUUAUGGAUCUAGUCAGACACCUAACAGCAAUGGCAGAAAAAAAGACAGACGUGUUAAAAUCAGGGGACUUAUACCCACAGGACUUGCUUCCAAAUAUGCAGAAAUAAGAGUUGGAGACUGCCUGUUGUCAAUCAACGACCAGACUGUGACCUGGGACAACCUGGACAGCGUGCUCACUGUCCUUCAGUACCAGAGACAGGCCAAGUUGCUGAUACGGCAGUCAGGCAAACAAAGGUCAGCUGUUCCGACAAAGUCCCAGCCAACCAAUAGACUGGUUCAGCUGGUUACUGGCUCUAAUAGCAGUGCUGUGAGUCUGGCUGACAUUGCUUCGGAAAAUUGGGAACCCUUCUAUGGCGCCAUGUACCUCUCACUGGAUGGAGUCAAUUCAGAUAAUAUGCAAGCUAAGGAAGAUAUUGUGUAUCAGUUCCCACGGGUUGACAACAAAGUGAUAGCUUCUCGAGGGAUGCUCAUUACUUUAGCUGGAAGUGUUAAUGACGCCACACAAUCUACUGUUCAAAGCACGACCUUGAUGGUUGACAACAGUCUUGUAAAUAUUGUAUAUCACUGUGAGGGACAAAACCUUUUUGUCAUAUCUGCACCUGAAAAUAGAUUUUCACUCCCUUCUCUCACCACACUCAUCAAAGACCUCGUGCGUCUCCUCCAAGUUACCCACGGUUCCAUUCACCAGGCCUUCACAUCAUCAACCAAUCAUAGUCAACUAGACUGCUUUUUCACACUUCUGCACCAGAACUGUGUCUCUCAGCCAAACAAUGGUGUGCCAGUCAAGGAAAAGUUGUGCAAUCUUAGCCAAUCAGCUACAGUCCUUACCUUGCCAAAUGAGAUUAAAACAUUUACUGAUCGGAUGCUGACAGAAUUUGAAUCUGCAGACUUUGGUGACAUGUCUGACAGUUACUAUGGUUGCAGAAGAAGUUACAAUAUUCUGGGCUCCUGUCUGUUCUAUAAGAACUACCUCAUAAGUAACCACCUGUGUCGGGAGGACCUAGAGGACUUUACAACGUACCUGACAUACCACUCCCUCCUCACCCUCACCGCCGACCAGGGGCUUGGGCAGCUGGUUGUGUGGCGUGAAGUUUACCCAACCGGUCACUGCCACUCCGUACCUGACGAACAACAGUUUGGCUACACAGAGCCCCUCAUUGCCAGGUGGUUCUGGCUUGUUGUUGGAUAUAAAAAUCUCAUUAUGUGCAUUUCUUUGGAAAUUGGUGGAUGCACAAAAGUUGUAGAUGGUGUGUCCCCUCCUGACCCUUUUCUGAUUGACCAGGCCCGCGCUGUCCUCAUACAGCUGUAUGCUCAAAAUAUGGCUACACUCUGCCAAAACAGCCUCAAUUACCCAUCCAACUCACUAGUCACAAAGCCAGAAAGUUUAUUGCACCCGGACCAAAGACGACAUGACCUUAUCUCAAGGUCAUUGAAGAAACUACCUCACAAGGACAUCCCAGUGCUUGGAAACCUGGUUGCCGGGGGAGACCAGGUUGGACUGCUAAGGCGACCACUGAGCAAGAGAAAGGACUCAUAUGAGUCUGAUAAUUCUAGUGAAAGCAGCGGAGAAUCUUUCUUUAAGUUUUCAAGGAAAGGUCGUCUGUUCCCGGAAACAGCCGAUCUGCUACAGAACAUAUCUGAAGCACGUGAAGACCAUCCACCUCUCAACUCUCACAGAAAACUGACAGUGGGUGCAGACAACUGUCUAUUUCAUCUGACCUACAUAGAUCACCUGGAGGGUGUGGUCAUCUCAUCACUAUGGGAACAGGGUGGGGCGUGCAGCCCCUUGGAGGCGGAAAUCCACCACUCUUUCCAGCUUGCCACUCAGAAAAUCAAACAUGUGUUUGACAAUGCCAGGAAAGUCAAGGAACAAAGUAAGAAUGAGAAGGCUCACGUGUGUGGAUUGAACCAGGACUUUGUUCAUGUGCGGGAGGAAGGUGUCAUGUUCACAUGUUCACCAUCGUCCGAGGACAAAAAGGCCCCACCACUGUGCUAUUGGGUUACAGGACGGCUACUCUCUCGAUCAAUGAAGAGAGAGGUGUUCGUGUGUUUCCACGAAUCAACACCUCAGACAGUGAUAGAGCUGGCAUUUAAGACGGCAAUGGGAUACCUGCCAUUCUAAUCUGGAGUGCUGGAAUUAUGAAGAUGAUGUAUACAUGUAUCAAUAGAUAAAACCUGUUCCUUACUUAAAUCAUCUCCACUUGGAACUUGUAAUAGCAGCUAAAUGAUGUUAAAAGUUUUUUUGAAUACUUUUGAACUUUAAAUAUUAAAACAGAUUGUUUAAAUCUGUACACUUGUUAAAUAUGUACACCACUGCAAUAGUGAAAUGAUAUUUUUUGAAACAAUAUUCAAUGCAAUAUUCCUGUUGUUCACAUCACAAUUAUCAUUCAGAUUGUUAUUUUAUAAGAAUAUUUUAUUACAAAAGCCAAAAAACAUAGCAUUUAAACAUGUGAUUCAUUGUUUGCUUUAAAUGUCAAAGCACAUUGACUGUUGACUUUAAAUGUCAAAGCACAUUGACUGUUGACUUUAAAUGUCAAAGCACAUUGACUGUUGACUUUAAAUGUGAGAGGACUUGGACUGUUCGUUUUUCGUUGAAUUUCAAAGGACCUUGACAAUAACUCUGUUUAAACCAAUCAUCAUGAAAACUUGGUUAGAAUAUUUGUCAACAUGAAUGAAUAUGGAUAAUCUUGGGUCAAAAUCUUUGUCACUAGGUUAAAUUUCAAGACAAAAUGUUGUGUUCAAGUUUCUUAUUAAAGUGUAUCCAAAACAAUUUUCAUUACGAUAUUCAUGACCAGUGAAAAUAUGGGUCAUCUCAGGUCAAACACUUUGUCUUACCAGUGUGAAUAUGGGUCAUCUUUGGUCAAACACUUGGUCUUACCGUGUGCAGUUAUUUAUCAAAAAAUAAUCAAUUGCCAUUUUCUUUUCUCUUAAAUGUUUACCUUUGUAUUUUUAUUGAAUGCAUUUAAAGAUUUUAAGUUUCGAUCAGUUGUAGUAGUCAUGUAUGAACACUUUUUUAACACUAAUUUUUUAUUUUCAAAGUAUAAUAUCAAAAUGCAAUAAAUUUAUUGGUGAAUAUAUUUAUUUAAUGACAACGAAUAUAUGAGAUUAUUGUUUUGCUUGUUAAACAUAAUUGAAUAAAGCAUUUACUGAA